ACGCUUUCUCUCUCUACGUCCUUCUCCUCUCUCUGCUUCUCAUCUUCUUCUUCCAAGCCGACAUGUUUACUCCCUUUCUCCCCAGAACUCCAACAUCACAAAAUCAGAAAACCCAUCUCUUUCUUCCAAUCAAGGAAGCCAUAUCUAUAUCCAACAUAGCUUUUCCUAUGAUCUUAACAGGUCUUCUUCUCUACUCCCGCUCCAUUAUCUCCAUGCUUUUUCUCGGCCGUCUCGGCGACCUCGCUCUCGCCGGCGGAUCCCUCGCUAUCGGAUUUGCUAACAUCACCGGUUACUCUCUUCUCUCCGGUCUCGCCAUGGGAAUGGAACCCAUCUGCGGUCAAGCUUUUGGUGCAAAAAGGUUCAAGCUUCUUGGUCUCACCAUGCAAAAAACUAUUCUUCUGCUUCUCCUCACUUCCCUCCCCAUUUCCUUUCUAUGGAUCAACAUGAAAAGGAUCCUCCUUUUCUCCGGUCAACAAGAAGACAUCACAAGUCAAGCUCAGCUCUAUAUUUUUUGCUCUCUCCCUGACCUCAUUGCACAGUCUAUUUUACACCCUCUUCGCAUUUAUCUCAGAGCUCAGUCCAUUACACUUCCUUUGACCUUCUCGGCAUCUCUUGCUCUGCUUCUCCAUAUUCCCGUUACCUAUUUUCUAGUCUAUGUUCUAAACCUGGGAAUCAAAGGCGUCGCUUUGGGAGCAGUUUGGACUAAUUUCAAUCUCGUAGGAUCUUUAAUACUUUACAUUAUCAUCUCUGGUGUGUAUAAGAAAACAUGGGGAGGGAUCUCUGUUGAAUGCCUCAAAGGGUGGAAAUCUUUCUUGAAUUUAGCUAUUCCUAGCUGCAUUUCGGUUUGUCUCGAAUGGUGGUGGUAUGAAAUCAUGAUUUUGCUUUGUGGGUUCUUGAUAAAUCCUCGAGCAACAGUUGCGUCAAUGGGAAUUCUGAUUCAAACCACAGCUUUGAUAUACAUUUUCCCAUCUUCUCUAAGCUUUGGUGUAUCAACAAGAGUAGGGAAUGAAAUAGGCGCCAACAAUCCAAACAAAGCCAAACUUGCAGCCAUAGUUGGUGUAUCUUCAAGCUUUAUUAUUGGAUUCUCAGCAUUGUUAUUCACAGUAAUGGUGAGGAAGAUCUGGGUCACCAUUUUUACCCAAGAUAAAGAGAUUAUUGCUUUGACGUCAAUGGUUUUACCCAUAAUCGGACUUUGCGAACUUGGAAAUUGCCCACAAACGACAGGAUGUGGGGUGCUGAGAGGCAUAGCAAGACCUAAAAUGGGAGCAAACAUCAACUUGAUUUGCUUUUACGUGGUGGGUAUGCCAGUUGCGAUAUGGCUAAGUUUGUAUGGUGGGUUUGAUUUUAGAGGGUUGUGGUUUGGUUUGUUAGCCGCCCAAGGAUCAUGUGUUGUGACCAUGUUGGUGGUUUUGAUUCGAACCGAUUGGGAGUUUGAGACAGAGAGAGCCAAACAGCUCAUGACUCGAACCAUACCUACUGAUCAUCAUCAUCAUGAUGACGACAAUGAGGAUGAGGUAGCAGAUCAGACAGUGGAAGAUGACGAUGUUAAAAAUUCUCAAACUUCAUGGGCUGACACCAGAUCACACGACUCUCUAGAUAGUUUAAUUUAAUUCUUGUACACUUGGUGACGGCUAUGCUA
This is a messenger RNA of Carica papaya (papaya), 1639 nucleotides long. Its product is annotated as MATE efflux family protein. Lineage: Eukaryota; Viridiplantae; Streptophyta; Magnoliopsida; Brassicales; Caricaceae. Gene Ontology annotation, cellular component: membrane. Gene Ontology annotation, biological process: xenobiotic detoxification by transmembrane export across the plasma membrane. The record is from RefSeq and is a predicted model, not a curated record. Gene Ontology annotation, molecular function: antiporter activity; xenobiotic transmembrane transporter activity.